AUGUCACUGACAGAUAGAAAUGAAAGUACGGCUACAUUUACACUCUUGGGAUUCUCAGAUUACCCGAAACUGCAAAUUCCACUCUUCUUGAUGUUUCUUGCCAUCUACAGUGUCACUGUGGUAGGAAAUCUUGGGAUGAUUGUGAUCAUCAAAAUUAACCCCAAACUGCACACCCCCAUGUACUUUUUCCUCAGCCACCUCUCCUUUGUGGAUUUCUGCUAUUCCUCCAUCAUUGCUCCCAAAACCCUGGUGAACCUAAUUGUAGAAGACAGAACUAUUACUUUUUUAGGAUGUAUAGUUCAAUUUUUUUUCUUUUGUACCUUUGUGGUAACUGAAACCUUUUUACUAGCUGUGAUGGCCUAUGAUCGCUUUGUGGCCAUUUGCAAUCCUCUGCUCUACACGGUGGCCAUGUCCCAGAAACUCUGUGCCUUGCUGGUGCUUGGUACAUACACAUGGGGAGUAGUGUGUUCCUUGAUGCACACAUGCUCUACUUUAACAUUAUCUUUUCGAGGUUUCAAUAUAAUCAAUCACUUCUUCUGUGAGUUAUCCUCUCUGAUUUCCCUCUCUCAUUCUGGUUCUUAUCUCACUCAGUUGCUUCUUUUGAUUUUUGCCACUUUUAAUGUAGUCAGCACAUUGCUCAUCAUUCUCAUGUCAUAUGUGUUCAUCGGUGUCACCAUCCUCAAGAUGAGUUCAGCCAGUGGGCGCCGUAAAGCGUUCUCCACCUGUGCCUCCCACCUGACCGCCAUCACCAUCUUCCACGGCACCCUUCUCUUCCUCUAUAGCAUGCCAAACUCCAAAAACUCCAUGCACACUGUCAAAGUGGCCUCCGUGUUUUACACAGUGGUGAUUCCCAUGUUGAACCCUCUGAUCUACAGUUUGAGAAAUAAAGAUGUCAAGGAUACAAUUAGCAAGAUAAUGGAUACAAAAAUCUUUUCUUAA
Otolemur garnettii (small-eared galago) is the source of this 939-nucleotide messenger RNA. Its product is annotated as olfactory receptor 5D18-like. Bases 1 to 939 code for a protein of 312 amino acids. Gene Ontology annotation, biological process: sensory perception of smell; G protein-coupled receptor signaling pathway. Lineage: Eukaryota; Metazoa; Chordata; Mammalia; Primates; Galagidae. The record is from RefSeq and is a predicted model, not a curated record. The transcript has a single exon. Gene Ontology annotation, cellular component: membrane. Gene Ontology annotation, molecular function: odorant binding; G protein-coupled receptor activity; olfactory receptor activity.